Messenger RNA from Phoenix dactylifera (date palm), 1739 nucleotides. NCBI's taxonomy places the organism in Eukaryota, Viridiplantae, Streptophyta, Magnoliopsida, Arecales, Arecaceae. The record is from RefSeq and is a predicted model, not a curated record.
ACCGCCCACCACCCUCAACCCAUUCCAGAGAUCGAAGAGAAAAUCUACUUCAGUACUCUGAUCGCUUUGUAACCCCCUCCCCAUUCCUCGUCCAUUCCUCCCUAAUCCCCUCCAGAUUCAAGAAGCAGAAGGGCUCCGGCGAUGAUGUUUUCGCCCGCCUCUUCGCCGCCUCCUUGGAUCCCGACUUCGCCCCCCUCUCCCUCGAACCACGGAUCCUCAAGUCCCACUGCGGCCUCUUCCUCCUGCGCUCCUCCCCGACCCUCGCCUUGGAUCCUCAAGUUCAAAUCGCCCGUUCGCCCUUCUUCUUCCUCAGACCCUCAGACCCCGCUUCUUCUUCUUCCUCAGACCCUCAGACCCUCAGACCCCGCUUCUUCUUCUUCCUCUUUCCUCCGAGUUCGUCCGUUUCGUGAUUCUUCGAGUCUUCAUCAUCUUCAAGCCUUGAGACGCCUUGAGCUCCGGGUUUCGUCCCUUUUUCCACCCGGCGACGGCCGUGAGACGCCUUGGAGGCGGCAUUGUGAGGUGGUCGAUGGCGUCAACCAAAGUACCAAAACCAUCUACUUCCAAAUCUAGGUUUCUUUGCUUCAAUCGAAGAAAAUCGUAGCUUUGCGGAUCAACACCUCUUCAAGUUCCUAUCACUGAUGGAUGUCAAUGGAGAAAGUAUGGACAGUGCCUCCGGGCAUACUACCGGUGCACCAUGGCGACCGGCUGCCCAGUCCGCAAGCAGGAACCUUGGUUGAUAUGCUUACUACUGUUCCACAUUUCUGUGCUGCUGAUAACUGUCAUCUCAAGGAAAAAUGUCAACUUCCAACUCUGCCUGUCCAUGCUAGCAUAUGCAGCCAAAAGUGAACAACUAAACUGGGAACAACGACACAACAUCAUUCGAGGGAUUGCUAGGGGACUAUUGUAUCUUCAUGAAGAUUCUAGAGUACGAAUUAUUCAUCGAGAUCUGAAAGCUAGCAACAUUUUGUUAGAUGCAAGCAUGAAUCCCAAGAUUGCAGACUUUGGAUUGGCAAGACUUUUUGGUGGAGACCAUACUGAAAGCAAGACAACUAAAGUUGUAGGAACAUAUGGAUAUAUGGCACCAGAGUAUGCUAUACAUGGGAGUAUUUCCCUUAAGUCAGAUGUCUUUAGUUUUGGUGUAUUAGUUUUGGAAAUCGUCAGCGGAAGAAGGAACAAUAGUUUCUAUAACCCUGAAAAUGUGAUGAAUCUUCUAAGCUACGCAUGGCAAUGUUGGACCAAUGAGACAGCACUGAAAUUAGUUGAUCCAAGUAUGGCUGAAAAUUAUUCAAGCCACAAAAUCUUGAGAUGCAUCAACAUUGGGCUGUUAUGCGUACAGGAAAAUCCAAGUGACAGGCCAAACAUGUUAUCAGUUUUUUUAUGCUCAACAGGUACAAAAUGAAACUCCAAACUCCCUCACAGCCUGCAUUUUUUUAUGCAAAUGCCAUGACCGAGUCAUAUGGAUUUGUUGAAGAUGCCGGUCCAUCUAGAGGUAAACAUGAGCAGUCUACAAGUACAUCGACUCUAUUCUCUUCAAAUGAGGCGUCAAUUACCGAACUAAACCCUCGAUAGGGGGAGAAACAACUGUACUAAUAAAUGCUUGAACUCCAUCAGCCUGCCUUUUAAAUCUAGAUGGCUGGUUGUUUCUGUAAUUUUGGACGUAUAUACGGACUUCACAAAUUACAUAUAGAUGGUUUAAUAUGUUUGAUGUGUAAGCAAGGUAAUCAAAAAUACCUUAUAUA